Molecule: messenger RNA, 1857 nt
Organism: Chrysochloris asiatica (Cape golden mole)
Lineage: Eukaryota; Metazoa; Chordata; Mammalia; Afrosoricida; Chrysochloridae
Exons: 3
Coding region: 1-1857 (618 amino acids)
Molecular function (GO): protein binding
Source: RefSeq, a predicted model, not a curated record
AUGGCCUUGAAUCCAGAAGACCGCUAUGGUGGGUUCCAUCAUGCUGAGGUGGUGGCCUUCAUUAACAAGAAGAUACGUGGGCACGUGAAAGGCCCCGAAUUCUACCUCGAGAAUAUGUCUCUGCCCUGGGAGGAAGUGGAGGAUAAGCUCAGGGCCACUCUAGAAGACAGCGAGGUGCCUAGUGAUGCCAAGGAGGCGUGCGCCUGGGGCAGCCUGGCCCUGGGUGUGCGCUCUGCUUGUAAGCAGAGUCAGUUACAGAGGCGCAAAAUACAGUGGUUGCACGACCUCUCCAAGCUGCAUAAGUCGGCAUCCCAGACGCUGGCUACAAACCUGAAGGAACUCACUGCGCAACAGGAACUGGAACGUAAGGAGGCAGCCUUGCAGCAACAGAUGCUCCAGACUUCGCUGGCAGAGGUGCAGAAGGAGCGGGACCAGCUGAAGCGGAAGCUUCUCAUGACUGAGCUGUGGCAACCUCUGGAGUCAACCACACUGUGGCCAAGCCUGGAUACUGUCCGUGACCCUGGGAAGGAAGAAGUAGAAGAGGAACAGGAGGAAGUUGAAAGAAUGUGGCCAUGCAUAGCCACAGUCAGUGGGGAUGGGACCAAAGGAGUAGGCAAGGAGGAAGAGAAGUUGGUGGACUGGGUGUUGUCAUGUGUAGGUGGGGCUGGAACAGAAGGUGAAGGUGAGGAGGAAGUAGAAGUGGUGGACAGAGUGUGGCCAUGCAUGACCAGUGCCAGUGGGGUUGGGACAGAAGGAGAAGGCAAGGAGGAAGCAGUGGACAGGUUGUGGACACGGGUGGCCAGUGCCAGUGGGGUUGGGACAGAAGGAAAAGGAAAGGAGCAAGAGGAGGUAGCAGAUACAAUGUGGCCAGGCUUGACUAGUACCAGUGGGGCUGUGAUAGGAGAAGCCAAGGAGGAAAAGGAGGUGGUGAUCACAAUGUGGUUAAGUUUAAGCACUGCCAAUGGAGCUGGGAUAGAAGGAGAAAGCAAGGAGGAAGAGAAGUUGGUGGACACAGUAUGGCCAUGCCUGGCUAUUUCUGGUGGGGCUUGGAUAGGAGGAAAAGGUGAGCAGAAAGAGGAGCUGGCAGACUCACUGUGGCCUUGCGUUACAACUGCCAGUGGAGGUGAGACAGAAGAAGGCAAAGGAGUAGAGGUGGUGGACACAGUAUGGUCAAGCUUGACCACUUUUAGUGGGGCUGGGGCAGAAGGAAAUGGUGAGGGGAAAGAGGAGGUUGUGGGCACAGUGUGGUCAAGUUUAACCACUGUUGGUGGGGCUGGGAUAGAAGGUGAAGGCAAGGAAGAAGAGGAGGUGGUGGCUCCUGCUGCUACCAUUGCUGCUGCUAAUGACACAGGAGGAGAAGAGGAGAUGGGUGCAGCAAGUGCUGUCACCUCCCUUGUUACCAAGGUAUCACAAGAGGCAGGAGGAACAUUCUUACAGCUUUCUGGAGCUAUGGAGCAGAAAAAAAUCACCUCUGGAAGGCAAAGGGAGGAGCUCGGGUCAUUGGAAACAGCCAGGUUUUAUUUCCCUGGAGCAGUGAAGUCAGAGCCCACAAUUCCGCAGCAACUGGAACUCACCACCUUAGAUUCCUACAACUGCAUGAAAUAUAAGUUUCAGCUUCUGCAGGCCUGGUACCACAGCCUGAAGCUUGAAUAUAACAAGCUGGCUAGGGAGAAGUUGGAGAUGCAACAUUACUAUGUGAUGUCUUACAACAUGAACAUUAAGAUGCACAAGAAGGCUGAAAUCAGGAAGAGGUUGAAUGGUCAAUGCCCAAGUCCUACCCUACCUGUUAACAAGAGUACCAACAAUAAGUCUUGGGAGCCAUCGAGAGAGUUAAUCAGGUCUACACUCCUGAGCUAA